Molecule: messenger RNA, 734 nt
Organism: Heteronotia binoei (common prickly gecko)
Lineage: Eukaryota; Metazoa; Chordata; Lepidosauria; Squamata; Gekkonidae
Gene: PTRH1
Product: peptidyl-tRNA hydrolase 1 homolog
Molecular function (GO): peptidyl-tRNA hydrolase activity
Source: RefSeq, a predicted model, not a curated record
AUGUUGCCUGCUCAGCCCCUCGGGAGACUCUUCGGCAGGGUGAGCCACCGCCGGGAAGAAGCGCGCGUUGCUGGGAAACGACUGAUGGUGGCAGGACUGGGGAAUUACGGCCUGCGGGGCACCCGCCACAGUGUGGGCAUGGCCAUGCUGAACCAUCUGGCCCACAAGCUGAGCGUGGCAGACCAGUGGAAAACAGACCGGCGCUGCUGUGGGGACGUGGCCGUCGCCAAGCUGGACAACGUGGAGCUCGUGCUGAUGAAACCCCGCCGGCUGAUGAAUGUCAACGGCCUCUGCGUCGCCGGGGCUGUGGAAGCGUACAACCUGAACACGGAGGACGUUUACCUGGUUCACGACGACCUGGACAAGCCCCUAGGGAAGGUCGCACUGAAGUUGGGGGGCAGCGCAAGGGGUCACAACGGGGUCCGUUCCUGCAUCAGCUCCCUGAGCUCUGACUCCAUGGUCCGGCUGCGGAUUGGCAUCGGCCGCCCGCUGGGGGAAGCCGCCGUGGAUCGCUACGUCCUGGGCAGGUUCACCAACGCCGAGCAAGAACUCCUCCCGCAAGUCUUUGAGCAGGCGGUCGAGAUGCUGCUGGAACACAUCCGGCAGAGGGACACCGCCAAGGGGAGCCCGGCAGCUUGCGGGGAACAAAUCAGAGCCCCUCUGGAGACGGAGGGGGCGUGACAAUCUUAUAGCAUGCGUUAAUCUGUUGACCACAAAAAAGAAACCAAAAAGAA